AUGAGGGGGUCUGUGACGCCUCGGUCCGUGACGCCUCAGUCUGUGACGCCUCAGUCUGUGACGCCCUCGGGCUGUGACGCCUCAGUCUGUGACGCCUCGGUCUGUGACGCCUCGGUCUGUGACGCCUCGGUCUGUGACGCCUCGUCUGUGACGCCUCAGUCUGUGACGCCUCGGUCCGUGACGCCUCAGUCUGUGACGCCCUCGGGCUGUGACGCCUCAGUCUGUGACGCCUCGGUCUGUGACGCCUCGGUCUGUGACGCCUCGGUCUGUGACGCCUCGGUCUGUGACGCCCUCGGUCUGUGA
Molecule: messenger RNA, 303 nt
Organism: Knipowitschia caucasica
Lineage: Eukaryota; Metazoa; Chordata; Actinopteri; Gobiiformes; Gobiidae
Source: the annotation of a GenBank genome assembly